AUGUGCAUAUGUCCAUCUCAUUUUGAGGGUGAAACAUGUGAAAACCGUGUAAACGAAUGCAGCAUUUAUCAAGGGACACCUGCUGGAUGUCAAAAUAACGCAUCUUGCAUCUUGAACGCGGACGGAUUUCAUUGUGUAUGUCAACAAGGCUUUCACGGAGCUCUGUGUCAGUUGCGAGCAACAGCAUGUGAAUUUUCACUGGAUUUAUGUGGCCCAGCUGGACACUGCAUACCAACUCAACCAGAUCCAGAAACCAAUGAACCUGGUUACCGUUGUCUUUGUGAGUGGGGAUAUCGUUCGUCCGCUGAUAGAAACAAUCCAGUUUGUGAAGACGUAAAUGAGUGUGAGUCAAACCCAUGUUAUCCAGGAACAACUUGUAUCAAUUUGCCUGGUUCCUUUAAGUGUGCUGGUUGUCCGCCGGGCAUGACAGGGAAUGGGAUGAUUUGUUUGGAUGUUGAUGAAUGCGCAAGUGAGGACCUGGAAACUUGUUCCAAGGAUCCGCCAGUGAAAUGUAUCAAUACUAUUGGCUCCUAUGAAUGUGCAUCAUGUCCUCCCGGCUAUAAGGGUAAUGGUCACAUUUGUAAGAAGCAAAGUCCAUGUGAGUUAUCUCCAUGUCAUCCAAAGGCCAAAUGUUAUAAUAUGGGCAUGAGCUCAUUAAAUGAAGAAGGUUUUCGUUGUGAAUGUCCUCUUGGAAUGAUUGGUGACGGAAUCGGUACUGAGGGUUGUUACCAUUCAAAUGUUACGCUUUGCCGAGCCGACACAUGCUAUAACCAAGGAACGUGCCAGAUAAUCUCUGAGGAAGCAUAUAAAUGUCACUGUAAAUGGGGCUACGUUGGCAAACGGUGCGAACUAGCCACUGCUUGUUUAAGUAAUAUAUGUCGAAGUCGUGGUGAAUGUUUAGUUAAAAAAGAUGGUUCAUUUGAAUGCGUAUGCUUAAAGGGUUAUUAUGGUCCAACAUGCGAAUAUGAGGAAGACGGUUGUGGUGGUCACAUAAUAAAUGAGACUGGUGUAAUUAAAUAUCCGGACUGGACAUGGUAUCACUUUGGUCGCAACAAAACAUGUGAAUGGAUCAUUAUAGUUAACGAACUAAAUAAAGUGAUCGAAAUAAACUUCACAAGUUUUCAUUUGCCAACUAGAUCAGCAACAUGUGCCAUGGCUGACGCAAACGUUACCUUACGCGAUGGAGAACAUGCAAACAGUCCAUUAGUUGGUGUAUUUUGUGGUCCAAGAGGAUCUACCACUGUCCCGGUUUCUCGUCCAAUUUAUUUUUCAUCGAAUAAGGCGUAUAUUGCGUUUGUUUCUGGUAAAAGUAGUAUUGGAACUGGUAACUUUGCACUGCACUGGAGGACUGUUGAAAAAAAAUGUGGUGAACGAAUCUAUAGCGACGAUGGUCAAAUAUCACUUUAUGGUUAUAAAAGAAGCGAAAUUUGCCAAUGGCAUGUUUCUGUUGAUCCAAAAAUGCACAUUGAAAUUACCGUGGAGCCGAUGAAACUUGCAUCAGGCGAUAUUCGGAAUUGUUCAGUCAACUCGCUGGAGCUCUUUGAUGGUCUCGAAAUUGACGAAACCGAACGUAUAUUGCAUCUAUGCAGUAGUGAGACUACACGAACUUUGGUGCGUACUACACUGCCGUACUUUACAGCUUACUUCAGGAGCAAUUAUCCGGCUGAUUUCCCAGAAGAACAUUGUGAUGGUGACUCUCUCUGUAGUCGUGGUUUCACUAUACAUUAUCGAACUAUUAAACUUGACAAAGACUGUGGAGGUACAAUUUUACCUGAUGCCGAUAAUGCCUUUGAAGGUUAUAUUCAGUCACCAAAUUAUGGUUUUAAUUAUUUCCCAAAUUUGGAUUGCCUAUGGCUCCUUGACGCUUCAGCUGUCGCUAAUGCCUACGAUGCAAAAGUGAUAAAAGUGGAAAUUGUUGAUUUAGAUAUACCCUCUGCUCCUGCAAGAUCUAUCAAGGAAACGUCUCAUUUUCGUCUUUCGUUUUCGGAAUCAACCGCUCCAAAUCAGCGCUUAGUGAAUCUUAUAAGACCGUGUCGUUUUGAUCAUAUUACUUUCAGAAAUGGUGAAGAUACAUCACAUCCUAUACUCGGACGUUACUGUAACGGUAGGCUACCCGAAGGUCCGAUCGUAUCAUCAGGACCAAAAAUGGUUAUACAGUUCCACUCGAAUCAGUCCAUUAAUGGAAAGGGAUUUAAGAUUCAUUAUUCUGCGGCAUGUGAGAAGCAUUUUACAUCAUCGAAUGGAACUAUUCAAAGUUCUAAUUAUCCGAAUGGUAGUACUCAACCAUUUAAAUGCACCUAUGUUAUUGAUGCUGAAAAAACGAAAGCGAUAAGACUGAAAUUUAAUUUCAUUGGGCUAAAUACGGAUAUUAAGACAUGCUUUUAUGAUGUCACUAAACAUAAUCUAUUGGAAGACUAUGUCGAAUUUUCUGGUGGCCAUGAUUCACACGAUCAGAUCAAUAAACGAUACGUUUGCGCACGGUAUCCAUUCGUUGCACCUGACGGAGAAAUGGUAACAAGUGCUUCAAGGUCAUUGAGAAUCACAUUAAGUUCAAGCGGUAUUAGUAAUAAAGGCAUACUUUUCUUAUACGAGCAAUUUGAUGUCGGUUGCGGUGGCAUAUUUGAGGGAGAAUCAGGCCAAAUAACAAGUCCGAAUUAUCCGGAAAAGUAUCUGGCGCAUAUGUACUGUAUAUAUGUGAUUAGCACACCGAAUAAACGAAUUCGGCUAACAUUUGAAGUGUUUGAAUUAGAAGUUGUACCGAGUCGAGAAGACUGCUCUUUUGACAGCAUCGAAAUAUAUGACACUUAUGUAAAUGAUGAUGAUCAUAGCGAAUUACAUGGAAGAUACUGUGGCACGUUACUUCCGCCUCCAAUUUUAUCUACCGGAAAUCGACUAACCAUUGUAUUCAAAAGUGAUCGAUCAGUUAAUGGCGCUGGCUUUAUGGCCAAAUGGCAAAUUGUUGAUGAUAAGAUUGAUUGCCACAGAACAUACACAGCCACAAGCGGUAGAAUAAUAAUUCAUGCUGAGACGGAGAUGAAAUUUGUGCAAUGUGACUAUCAAAUUGCGUUGCAAUCCUCGAAACGAAUUCUUCUUCGGUUUGAAAAUUUGUCAGCUCCUUGCGACGAAGGAACAUUGAUGCUAAGAAAUGGAGUGAAUGAACAAUCUCCUGGGUUUGGUGGGCUUUUCCGAGAUUCCGAAAUAUGUGAUGAUCAUCCCGUUAGGGAACUGCGAUCUCAAGGCAAUCGUGUGUUUAUGCGUUUAACGACGAGAAAUGCACCUUCAGUGAUGUUCACUAUUUACUACCAGCAAAUUGAUUCUGAUUGUGGGGGACGUUUAGUCGGUUUCAAUGGUGCCUUAUCAGCCCCACAAUAUCCGUUGAAAGAUUCGCGAACUCUGAAUUGUGAUUGGCACAUUCAUGUUGCAGCAGGUAAUCGAGUGCGUUUCACGAUUACAGUGCUUGAUGAUUUGAAUUCAGCUGAUUCCAAUGGCUUUUGUUCUUCAUUUGCACCAAAUUAUAUUGAUGUUGCCGAAGGUUCCUCGGCAUCUGCACGCAUACUAAGGCGUUAUUGCAAAAAAGAAAUCUCGUUGUCAUCUGUUGAUUCUGAGAAGAACGAAUUAACAAUUCGAUAUCGUCAGCAUGGUGGCACUCAUUUUGGUUCACUUUUUGGGUUUCUCGCUCAUUAUACUACUGUAUGCAAUCAAAUUUUGUUGUUUGGUCAACAUGGUAUCCUUCAAAGUCCAGGUUAUCCAGAACAAACUCUUGAAAAUCGUUUCUGCAAAUGGCGGAUACAAACGACAAAAGGGAAUCGGAUACGACUGAUGUUCCAUUUUUUUAGGAUUACAGAAUCAAAUGCUCGUUUUACAUCAACUUGUCUUAUCAAUUAUCUUGAAUUUGGUGAAAACCAGAUACUAGAAUCCUCAAUAACAAUUGGUGGUCAACAAAAUCACACAAAAACAACGCGAAAAUUCUGUGACCAUAUCGGCAAACCGGUUUGGAUUUUAACCGAAAAUGAAGUAGUUGAUAUUACAUUUUCUUCAAAAACUGAACCCGAGAAUCACUUCUGGCUUUCAUGGUCAAAUGAAGGUUGUGGUGGUGAUAUUACUUCACCAACAACUGUAAUUGUUCAUGUCGAAAAACUAGCAAAUAAUUCAAAAAUCUAUGAAUGCAUAUGGAAAAUAGUUGCACCGAUCGGAAUGCGAGUGCUGUUUUAUAUCAAGAAACUGUCAAUAUUUGAAAUUGCUGAAGAUUGUAAUGAAAGUGAUAGCGAAAAUUUCAGCGGUCUUGCUUUUUACUCUGGUACAAGUAAUGCAACUGGUUUUGCUCAAAAAGUUCUUUGUUCGAGCAGAGAGGAAGACAAUUAUACAUCACAUACAAAUGAAUUGUUUGUAAAAUUCAAAAUCCCUAGCAAAUUAGCUAAACCAGAUGGGAAAAAACGUAUCAUGACCGGAAAAGUAUCGUUCAUACCUGCAAAAACAGGUGAUGAAUGUGGAGCUGUCAUCGAGAUGGGAUGGAACGAAACAAUCCAAUUACAUUCACCAAAUUAUCCAAAUCUUUAUCCAAAAUCGAUUGAAUGUAUUUGGUUAAUAAAAGCGCCAAGUGGCUACCUGAUUCGGUUUAAUUUGACACAUUACACAGCCUUAAGUUACCACCCUCAACGACCUGAUAUAAAAACAUGGCGUUCAAAUUUUGCUACAAAUGUUACGUGCCAGAACUCUCAAAGUGUCCUUGAAGGAUCAGUAACAUUUUAUAAUGGCAAUAAUACUAAUGUGGAAAUAUUGGAACGUUUCUGUCACAAUUUGAAGCAACCGAAAAUUGUUAUAUCAACAACCGAACAGGCACUAGUUACUUUCCAAGGCGGUCCUUAUGAACGGGCUUAUUUAUCGGGGGACGAUGAACGGGCUCACAAUAUCGGUUUUGUGUUGUACAUAUCUUUAGUAUGUGGUGGUACACUAUAUGCCGGGAAUGAACUCAAGACAUUCCAGCUAUAUGUGGUCAAGGAGGACGAAUGCAAAUUUCUUAUUAAAGCUGAAGAUGGACAACGCAUAUAUUUUCGUCUCGAUCAGAUACGUUUUAACAUACAUAGGGCUUCCAAAGUACGCAGUAAAUCUAGCGCUACUGUUGUCAUUUAUGAUGGCAUGCAAGAGGACUCAUCCACUCUCGGAAUGUAUCAUCUUGAGUGCAAUCCUUCAAACUCGGAACAAAUAUCACGCGCGUGUGCUAAUAGGGAAUUACGCUCUACAGGCAGUGUUCUCAGCGUAUAUUUAAAAGGAUUAAAUACAAUACAUUUAGAGCAUAUUCACUUCUCAUAUUCAACUCAGAUCGAAAGUUGUGGUGGUACCAUUCAUUCUAUCGCUGGAGUCAUAUAUUAUCCGUUCAUUGAAAAUGAUUUUGAAUGUGAAUGGUUCAUCAACAACACAGAAGGAAAUAAAGUGGAACUCGAAAUUUUCAAGUUGAAAUUACCUUUUUCGGAAUAUUGUGCAGAAUCUUACUUGGAAGUUCGUGAGAGCAAUAGCAGCGGGAAAAUUGUGACAAGAGCUUGUUCUUUUGAAGAUGUAAUGCCAACGAUGAUUAGCCGAGCAUUUUGGAUAAGAUUAAGAUACAGUGGCAGUGAGGAUGACAGCAGUGAUAUCGAGCCAUUAAAACCUGAAUUAAUGAUUAAAUUUAAAAAGGUUUUUGGCGGAAUGACAAAUGAUGGAGUGGUAAGUUCACCUAUAGCCGAAGAUUGGCAAUCGAUGCACUUUACACCGGUUGAAUGGACAUUAAUUGGUGAGGACGAUCACUGGUUAAGAAUUUCAAUUAAAAGUAUUGAUAUACCCGAUGAACGAGAUGAAAAUAAUCUUGAUAUCGAACAGAGGGAUUCAUUGAAAGGACUUGUUUUCAGUGAAGGGAUUUGCACAUUGAAUGGUAAGAACGAUGGAUGUGGACGAGUGGAAUUUGUUCAUGCGGGGUACAUACCACCAAAUGAUUUCUUCAUUAAAUCGAAUUUGGCCACGGUCUUAUUCAAUGCUCCACCUGGAAGCUCAUUUCGAUUUGUUUGGGAAAAUAUUCCACUUACUAUGGUUAAUACUUCACUUCCAAAAGCAAACCAGGGAAUUAAUGAAGAUUUUAUGCGGGAAUUCACUUGCGGUGGCACCCUUACGGCAACAUUUGAUCCGCAAUAUCUUACAAAUCCUGGUGGGAUGUCUACAGAUGGCAAAUUCACAACCACCCUUCCACUUACAUCAACUAUAGAAGUAUGGCGAUCCAUUAAUAUGUACCGUCUCUCGAGAUGGCGUGGGGGAUACGGUAAUAAUUUAAAAUGCCGAUGGACGAUAAUUAGGCCAAUGUUUGCUGGUGUCAUGCUUAAAAUAAUUUCGAUGGACCUUGAGGAACAUAUUGAUUGUCGCUUUGACUAUAUUGCCAUUUCAUCAGAUCUAAGCGGUGUUAGUUAUGAUGAUGGACAACUUGUUGGCAAUGUUGUCAAGUUUUGCAAACACAGAGAUGUGGGAACGAAAGAGCUGUUCAGUUCGGAAGAAGCGGUAACAAUCUUUUUCAUGACAGAUCGGAAUAGAGGUGGUCGAGGAUUUGUUAUUGAAUACAAAUUGGUUUGUCAAUCGUUUGAUUACAUACCAAUAUCUCUGGGUGUUUUUGAUCAGACUAUACAAAGUCCAAAUUAUCCAAAUGAAUACAAUAACAAUUUGUCAUGCUCAUGGUCAAUUAUGUUAGAAAGUAGUCGACCAAUUUUGGCUAAAUUUCUUACUAUGGAUAUUGAGGAGAGUCCGUCAUGUAAAAAGGAUGGCAUCACUGUGCACUCUAGUCCUAUCUAUUCGGACGGGAAUGCCAAUGAUAGAUUAUGUGGCAGUCUUUCUGGAUGGAAUAAAACUUUUUCAAAUGGAAGACUUUUUAUUGGUUUCGCAACCGAUUCAAAUACUACGGGAAAAGGCUUUCAAUUGCAACUGAAGGAGCAAAUUCAUGACUGUAGUUCAGAUAGACUUAUUCUUACUGAAGGCGAUCUUCCGAAAGUGCUCACUUCGCCAGGAUUUCCAAAAACAUCACCGAAUUCUUUGGACUGUAUUUGGACAAUCAGCGCACCGAGCGGACACCGCAUAAAAUUCACUGUUGAUCCAAUCAGUUUCAAUCUUGAAGACAGUUCGGUGGAGGAUGUGUGUUCUGGUAAUUACUUGGAGGUUCGGGAUGGACCUUCAAAGUUAUCACCGUUAGUUGGACGAUACUGUGGAAAAGAACCACCAAGUACUAUUUUCAGUACUGGAUCCUAUUUGAACAUUCAGUAUCAGACAGAUUCAUUCGUUCAUUUUUCGGGUUGGAAUGCUACUUAUGAAAUCGCAUCAUGUGGUGGUAGUGUAAUUAUUCCUAUGAAUGGAAAUCGUGUGAUUAUUAGUCCAAAUUAUCCCGAACCUUAUCCAAGCCAAGCUACUUGUGAUUGGACGGUUGUAGCCCCUCGAGGACACUACGUCAAUGCAACGUUCGAUCAUUUAUGGAUUUUAUUUACUGAAAAUUGCACAGAGGACAGUGUUGCUCUACGAGAACGUGGUGAAUACAUUCUGAAACCAGUGUGUGUAUUCAACGCAGUACGUGGUAAACAUUUUACGUCAUCUCAAAAUAUUAUGGUUGUUUCAUUCCGAUCAAAUAAUACUGUGGGUCGAUCGAAUCGCUUGUUUUGCUUGGAAAAGAAAUGUGGUUUCCAUCUCAGUUUAGUCCCCAGCAAAAUAGAAUGUGGAGGAGAUGUAAAUGAUGACUCUGGUUAUAUUACCGCUCCGGGUUAUCCGAAUCAGCUCCAGACACAUAUAAUGUGUGACUGGACAUUUCGAGCAGGAAUAGGCUUCCGCUAUGUUUUUGAUUUCGCAUUCGUGAAACAUGAGAAUUUCUAUCAGACCAAAUACAACGAAGUUGGCUGUUAUCCGGAUAUUUAUAUCGCUAAUGGUCUGAACAGGCCAGUGGAUUACUAUGGUUUUGUGGAUCAUAUUUUUUGUUUUAAUGAAACCCAGUUUGUUUCGACGGCGGAUUUAAUCACAAUUCGUUAUGAUGAUCGAGCUGCUAUGUACGAAAAACAAAAUAUGAAGGAACGUGGAAUACCGUCGGAGAAAGUUUAUGCUCCAUUUCGAAUUACCUACUUAAAGGUACCAGCUGAAUUCGACGAAAACGCAUGUAUGUAUCAUGUGAGACGGAAUAAAACAAUUGAACUGAAAAGUGUAGACGUUUCGAGAUAUUCCGUCGCCACAUCACCUGAUAUUGAUUACUGUCACUUACUCAUAGAACGACAAUUUGUAGCAGGCACUACAGUGUUACGUUUCAAAAAUUUUUCCUCCUCUGAAAAUUCAUUUUGGAAACCUAAUAGUAGAUGCUUGGACACUGAAAGCUAUGUACUUGUAACAGCGCUUGGUAAUGAACCAUGGCCUUUCGAAGCACGCUUUUGCGAUGGAUCCUUUAAAAAAACUGCUAAUUUCACAGUGGCAUUACCACAUAGAAGUUUCGAUAUUCAUGUUUUCCAAAAAUUGCAUUUGUCAUCAAUCUCUUUCAAUCUCACCGUCCAGUUCUUACCUUGUGGUGGUUUGAUUCAAGGCCCAGAAUCGGGUAUUUUAACAAGUCCUGGUUUUUAUGGAAAGGAAAACAGCACUUACGAACCUGAUACUCAGUGCGUUUGGAGUUUGAAAGCUCCUGAAGGACAAAUUGUUAAGAUUAAAAUAACUGAUAUGGAUUUGGAAUAUAAUGUAGAAUGCAAGCACGAUUUCUUGAAAUUAUUUGAAGGAGGUGGUACUGAUGCAUCAUUAGUGCAUGUGUACUGCAAUAAUCCACAAGAUGAACCAAUACAAGAUCGAUUCAGAGAAGUGAAAUCAAGAGGACGCUACCUAACACUUUAUUUUUUCACGGAUAUGUCUAUUGAGCGCAGAGGAUUUCGUUUAGAAUACAGUUUUUCUGGCUUUGAGGAUGAAUGUGGAUUUACAACAAACCGCAUGACAGGUACUGUGAUAAGCCCAAGAAAUCCACAGGAUUACCCUAAUCAUAUAUACUGUUUGUGGGAUAUUUCGGUACCGUUUGGCUACCAUGUGGCACUGUACUUCCAUCGUUUUGACGUACAACAAUCAGAUGAUUGCAGCAAAGAUUACGUUAAGAUAAGCCAGGAACAUCACUCAAGGGCUAUAGCACCAGUUGGAGGAUAUUACUUCAUGUUUGAUCAUGAAGAAGAGCUAAAGAAGAUUUGUGGAUACGAAACACCUCCUGUAUUUCAUUCAGAAAGUAAUCGUAUCAAAAUCGAAUUUAAAUCGGAUGGCAAAAUAACAGGAAAAGGAUUCAACAUAACAUGGAAAUCAGAGUGUGGUACUACUUUUCGAUUGAAUCAUGGUGUGGUUACAUCACCCCAUUACCCGCGUUUUUACCCAAAUGAAGACAUGGAAUGUGAUUAUUUAAUAGAGCCGGAAUACGAUGGUACACUUAUAAUCACAUUAAGGAUUCUUGACCUGGAGCUUGAUCCUUAUAUUUACGAUUACAGUCGACAGCCAUGCAAUACAGAUUUCUUGGAGCUAAGAGAUAUUUCAGCAAAACGUGUUAUUGAUACAUUUUGUGCUAAUAGUGAUAUAAGCAGUGAAAUAGCACCCAUAUCUGUUAAAGGACCAGUAGGUGUUCGUUUCGUGUCAAAUACAUCAGUGUUUGAGGAUCUUCUUAAUCGUCGUAAACAUCGCCGUGGUUUCAAAAUAUCAUAUGCUUUGUCAAAAUGCGGCGGCGAAAUUAACUUUAAAGAAGAAAAAGAACUGAUGUCAGUAGUUAUUUCGUCGCCUGGUUUCCCUUUGCCAUAUCAUCAUAAUCUCGACUGUGUUUGGAACAUAUCUGCUCCUGAAAAAAGGGUUAUUAGCAUUAAACACACACAUUUGGAUUUGGAAGAAUCAUCUGACUGUUUAUUUGAUUUUGUGGAGUUCUUCGAUGGUUCACAAAUUAGCAAUGCAACUAGCAUGGGUAAAUUCUGUGGCGCAGUCGUCCCUUCCAGUCAACUGUCAACAACUGGUCGAUUCCUGGUUGUAAGAUUUUAUUCGGAUAGAAGUGCUAAUAGAGGAGGAUUCAGAAUUAUUGCAACUGCAUCUCUUGGUCCAGAUGGAGGAUGUGGUGGAGAGAUCAAUGUUAAUAAUAGUUAUGAGCUCAUAGCACCUCUGAAUCCAAAAACAGGCCAGUAUUACAAUUUUUUACGCUGUGGUUGGACACUGAAGGCACCGACAGGAAAAAUUCUGGAAAUGCGACUAAAAGAUUUAGAAUUGGAAGCGCCUGAUGCGGAAACAGGACGUUGCUAUGAUUACAUUGCGGUUUAUGACGGUUAUAAGACGAUUUCCCCUAUGCUACUAUCAAACACAUGCAAAAUUGUAGAACAACUUCCUUUGAUUAUGAAAAGCUCUUAUCGUGUCCUGCACAUUUAUUUCGAGUCAGAUUCCGACAAAACAUUCAAAGGAUUUACGAUGGAAUUCAAAACUAUUACAGCACCAUGUGGAGGUCGAAGAACUGCUGCCACUGAGCCUUCUGAACUUCAAUAUGAAAGUGAAAAAAUGCUUACACGAAUAUUCCCUAAACAUCAGCGUUGUCGUUGGAUAAUUUAUUCAAAAGAGCGAAUGCCCCUACGAGUUGAAUUUAGCCAGUUCUCAUUUCCUUCUCUAACGCCCGAUUGUACCGACGAAUACAUGGAAAUACGUGAUGCUGGCACACCUGCUGAUUGUCAUCAUCCUGCUUGUCGUGACACUAGUAAUGGACUACAGAUUGUUAGACUUUGUGGUAGUACGCUUCCGGCUGAUUUCAUUUCAGGGACAAGUGUUAUUCAGAUAACAAUAUCGGCAAUUCUGCAGAGCGAGCAUACCGCCAGAUUUCGCCUCUCUUAUCAAACGCUUAAUUCAUGUAAUCGAGUAAUCGCCACCCAACAAUCGAUGACCGGUCAUAUAACAAGUCCAAAUUAUCCAAAUCCUUACGACCAUAAUAGCUCCUGCUAUACUACCUUAACGGCUUUAACCGGUUAUCAGAUAUUUUUGGUUUUUAAGGAUUUCAAGCUGGAAAAAGUUCGCCGAUCGUUUAAUGGUCAACUGUCUACUUCUAUCCGGGAAAUGUUAACCGGUGAAAGAAAUUUUGGACCGUUUCAAAAUGUAAUUGAUCAGUAUAGUGGCCUUUACAGGAAUGAAUUCUGUGAAUAUGACUAUGUCGAGAUAAUUGAUUCCUUCGAAAAUCGAACAGAACGAUAUUGCGAUUAUAAACUCCCGCCCAGCUUUCUCAGCUCUAGUAACACAUUAGAAAUUUAUUUCAAAAGUGAUAGUACAAUGGCACCUGGAGGAUAUGAUGCCUAUUAUUAUACUGUUCGACCAUCAGACAGUCUGUCAUUUGUGUACUACGAUUUUGGUAUCAUAAGUGAGCCUCAAGGUGCAAUAACAAAUGUUGGCUAUCCAGGAUAUAAGAAUCGACAGAGGAUGAGAUGGAGGAUUGAUCCACCGAAUGGCCACAAAUGUAAAUUAAUUCUAUUAACGAUGGAUUUUGGAAAAAACAUUAAUGGUGAAUGCACUGAAGGUGAUCAUCUAGUGCUGGGUGAGAUCGGAGCUGAAGGAUCCGAAAAUAUACCGCUCAGUUAUCUUCCAUGCAGAGAUGCUGUGACUUUGCCGAAAGAGAUACCUGUUGAGCCGGGUACUUCAACUCUUCUUGAAUUUUAUACCGAUGAUGAUACAGCGGAUAAUGGUGAUGGAUUCAGGGUCGAGUGGAUUUGCGAGAAUUAUUACAUUAUGCAAGUGUGA
Molecule: messenger RNA, 11748 nt
Organism: Brugia malayi
Lineage: Eukaryota; Metazoa; Nematoda; Chromadorea; Rhabditida; Onchocercidae
Exons: 83
Coding region: 1-11748 (3915 amino acids)
Molecular function (GO): calcium ion binding
Source: RefSeq, a predicted model, not a curated record